AUGACGAUGGUACCACAUGAAAUUCGGUUUCAAAAGUUUGUGAAUACACCUGAAGAAUAUUUUAAAAUAACAAUAUUCAUAUCCUAUUUAGACUUGUUUAUUAACGAAAUUGAAUCAAGAUUUAUUGAACAUCAGAAAAUAUUAAAAGGAUUUCAAAACUUAUUUCCAAAAACGUUAGAAAUGUCGACACUUGAAAAAGAUGAAUUUAUUAGCUUGAUAGAUUUUUAUAAUAAUGAUUUGGCAGAUAACAAUAAAGAUAUUUUGAUAUCUGAGUUAAAACUUAUGCAACGUAAAAUACUUGCAUUAGAAAACAACCCUAAAAAUGCUAUGGAUGCUUUAAUUAUCUGCAAUGACAUGUAUCCAAAUAUAUACAAAUUGCUACAAAUAUUAGCAACACUACCUGUUUCAACAGCUUCAUCCGAAAGGUCUUUUUCGUCAUUGAAGAGAAUUAAAACGUACCUAAGGAAUACAAUGUCAGAGAAACGAUUAAAUGGAUUGGCAAUGCUGUCCAUUCAUCGUUCAAUAUCAAUAGAUGCAAAGGAAGUGUUGGACGAAUUAUCUACAGACAAACGACGGCUGGAUUUUAUUUUAUGA
Rhopalosiphum padi (bird cherry-oat aphid) is the source of this 594-nucleotide messenger RNA. Its product is annotated as 52 kDa repressor of the inhibitor of the protein kinase-like. Gene Ontology annotation, molecular function: protein dimerization activity. The record is from RefSeq and is a predicted model, not a curated record. Lineage: Eukaryota; Metazoa; Arthropoda; Insecta; Hemiptera; Aphididae.